GCCCAUCUAAUACAAUCAAGUACUGUAGCUAUACAUAUACCUAGUAUAUUUAUAUUCAAACUAAACAAAUAAUCGUUUUCCAGUGUUAUGAACAUGUUGGAACGAAAACAACUUUGUUAUAUAUCCAACCGAGUAUUUUCGGUGGCGGGAACCCAAUUCAAACGUUUAUAAUGUCCCCUCAAGAGCUCAAGGUAUUUUAAACUUGUAAGAUGUGUUGCUUACUGCUGCUCAGCUAUCUUCUUUAAAGUGCCUUAAUUUUUUGAAGGGGUGAUAGUUUUGUAGAUCGUAACCCUGCCCCCACCAUAGCAAGGCAGGCCAGCCAUACGCUACAUUUCGUUCGCUGUGCUUAUUGCUUAUGUAUUUGUGCAGCAAAGUCAAUCUUUUAGCCAAAGCUGCAUUACAGAUGGCCUUCAGGGGCGCAGUCAACCUAACGCCCGGGCGGGAAGGAUGUAUCUUAAAUCUGCUAAUCCCUCGUUUUAAAAAGUCGGCAAAUACGAUCCGUCCACCAGCACAUCGAACAGGUCUAUUAAGUGGCUUUCAUCAGCGCCCUCGUGAUGAAAGCCAAAGCCUCGUUAGAACUCUGCACACCGGUGUGCCGCUGUAUGUGACUAAAUUAUUAACAGUUGAAGACAUCUUCGCCAUGGACUCCUUGAAGAACUAUUUAAAGAAGAUUGAUGGGGAGUACAGUGAAUGUUUGCAAACAAUCAACAGAAUCCUGCAAGAGGGGCAGCAGGACUGCGAGGAGGAUCUGAGGGCAAAGAGGACUAAACUGUCCCUGUCGGCACCGCUCAUCCAGAGCAUCAGAGCGUUGGAAACCAAACAAAAGGAGGUGGCGGAAACAGAGUCACUCUUAAAAGAUGAAGACCCAGACAUGCGGGAACUGGCUGACUUGGAGAAGGAAGGUUUCCAAAAAGAUAUCCACAAUCUGAGGCAAAAGAUCCUGGAACUGCUGAUCCCAGAGGAGGAGGUGGACUUGAGUGAUCUUGUUCUAGAGGUCACAGCAGGGGUUGGAGGUCAAGAGGCCAUGUUGUUCACAGCUGAGGUGUUUGACAUGUACCAGGGUUUUGCUCAGCACCAUGGCUGGGCCUUCGAUAUCCUAGAAUACAUGACUAGUGAUAUUGGAGGACUGCGGCAUGCAUCCGCCAGCAUCAGUGGCCCCCAGAGCUACAAGAGGAUGAAGUAUGAAGCGGGGGUCCACCGUGUUCAGAGGAUCCCCAAGACUGAGAAACAGGGACGCACGCACACCAGCACCAUGACAGUAGCUGUGCUGCCCCAGCCAACAGAGAUCUCUUUCACAAUCAACCCUAAGGACCUGAGGAUAGAAACUAAAAGGGCUAGUGGGGCUGGGGGCCAGCAUGUCAACACCACAGACAGCGCAGUGAGGAUAGUUCAUCUGCCGACAGGUGUGGUCUCGGAGUGCCAGCAGGAGCGGUCCCAGAUUAAAAAUAAGGAGAAGGCCAUGAAGAUUCUAAGGGCGAAAAUCUACAGCAUGAAACUGGAGGAGGAGACCAACAAACGUUACAAUGCACGCAAAAUACAGGUUGGCACCAAAGGCAGAUCAGAAAAGAUUCGGACCUACAACUACGCUCAGGACCGAAUAACAGACCAUCGGAUCACAAUGACAGUGCACGAUGUCAGGAGUUUCCUGACAGGAGAGGAUCUCCUGGAGGAGAUGAACUCCUCCCUGCAGGAGUUCUCUAACCAGGAGAUCCUCAUGGAUAUCCUUGGAGAAAAUGAUCAAGAUUAAUCCUGACUUCACUUUUUGUUGACCCGGUAAACAUUAUAGAUGUACGCAUGGAACGCAGUUGUCUCGGGAUAUUUUCUUUAUUUAAAUCCUAAGUGAUAUUCUACAUAAAAAUUGGUUUAGAAGGACUGAAAGAAUCUUGAUGUUGUUCCAUUGUCAAAUAAAA
Molecule: messenger RNA, 1910 nt
Organism: Lampris incognitus (smalleye Pacific opah)
Lineage: Eukaryota; Metazoa; Chordata; Actinopteri; Lampriformes; Lampridae
Gene: mtrf1l
Product: mitochondrial translational release factor 1-like
Exons: 8
Coding region: 356-1747 (463 amino acids)
Biological process (GO): translational termination
Molecular function (GO): translation release factor activity
Source: RefSeq, a predicted model, not a curated record